ACUAAAACCAAAAGGUCCUUCGAAGGAUAUAUAAAGUGCAGAAGAUAUGGCACAAUAUUUGCUUAACGUCCUUCGGCGAUAUGGCAAGCAUUAACGAAAUUGCUAUAUCGAAAUUGGCUCUGGGUAUAAAAACAAAGGUGCCAUCGUUGUGGGCAAACAGUUGGCAUUGCAAUGUCCAUUCAGUGGUUAAGAAAUCUCCUGCUUCUCAUAAUCCUGGCCCACCUGGCUGGGGCAGGUGAGAAUCGCAUUCCGGUGAACAUGAAGAAGAGUUCCAACUUGAUGGUCAAGAUGAGUGAAAUCCUCUGCAUAGCGAAGGUCAAAGUGAUCUUCGUGUACUUCGAGAACCAAACAUCUCACGAGCACACCGGUCAGAUUCUGCGAGAGGUGACCAAGUGCGACAUAUCCUACAUAUCCCUGAGAAAUCAAAAUGGACCCCUGGAGGCGGUCAAGGAUGAUGGGAUACUCAUGUACAUGGUGAUGAUUAUAACGAACAUAUCGCAACCUUUGGAACUCUCGCUCAUUCGCAAGAAAUCGGCCACCAAGCACCGAUCGCAUGUUUUCCUCUUGGUAAGAGAUGCCGACACCGUUUCCGAUGCCUGGAUGCGGGCAAGUUUCCGGCAAUUCUGGAAGAUCUGGCUCUUAAAUAUAGUGAUCCUCUACUGGCGAGAUAAUCGAUUGUAUGCCUACCGGUACAACCCCUUUACGGACAACUAUUUGAUACCGGUUGACAACAACGCAAAUGGAGUGCCCACUCUGGAGCAGCUUUUUCCCAAGACCAUACCCAAUAUGCAGAGAAAACCCCUGAGGAUGUGCAUCUACAAGGACGAUGUGAGAGCUAUCUUCUGGAAGCAGGGAAUUAUUAUUGGUACGGAUGGCCUGCUGGCAGGGUAUGUGGCUGAGAGAUUAAACGCCACCAUGAUGAUAACCCGUCCGCACUCCUACAAUAACCACAAUCUCAGUUCGGACAUAUGUUUCUUUGAGGUGGCCAGGGAAUAUGUGGAUGUGGCUAUGAAUAUUCGCUUUCUGGCUCCGGAUACCUUCAAGAAGCAGGCGGAGAGUACGGUUUCCCAUAUGCGCGAUGAUCUCUGUGUGAUUGUGCCGAAAGCCAAGACGGCACCCACUUUCUGGAAUAUAUUUCGAUCAUUCGGCACAUCGGUUUGGGCCCUGAUUCUGGCCUCUGUUCUGGUGGGCAAUGUUUUCUGCUACAUUUUGAAGGCCGGAGUGGGUGGUGCUCCCAUGCAACUUUUCGCCGGAGCCCUAACUAUGCCCAUGAACAACAUUCCGCGGAAUCACUCGCUUCGAUUGUUUCUGAUCUUCUGGCUUUACUUUGGACUGCUCAUCUGCUCGGCCUUCAGGGGUAAUCUAACCAGCAUGAUGGUGUUCCAACCUUAUCUCCCGGAUAUAAACCACUUGGGAGGCUUGGCCAGGUCCCACUAUCGCAUUCUCAUUCGCCCGAGGCACUUGAAACACAUCCAGCACUUUCUGACCCUGGGACAUAAGUACGAGUCUAGGAUUCGGGAACAAAUGCUGGAAGUUCCGGACGCCCAGAUGUAUGAAAUGAUGAAGAACAAUGAUAUCAGAUACGCCUAUUUGGAGAAGUACCACAUCGCCCGUUUCCAGGUGAACAAUCGGGUGCAUAUGCACCUGGGCCGGCCCUUUUUCCACCUGAUGAACAGCUGCCUAGUCCCCUUCCACGCCGUUUACAUCGUUCCCUACGGAUCGCCCUACCUGGGCUUCCUGGACUCGCUGAUCCGGAGUUCGCAUGAGUUUGGAUUCGAGCGAUAUUGGGAUCGCAUCAUGAACUCCGCCUUCAUAAAAUCGGGUGUGAAAGUGGUCAACCGGCGGCGGGGCAGCAGCAGUGACGAUCCCGUGGUCCAACUGCAGCAUUUUCACGCCGUAUUCGCACUCUGGGUGGUGGGGAUCGGUCUGGCAUGCAUCGUGCUGGUCUGGGAGCACUUGACCCACAACUACAACUUGGCGGUAACAAAGCGGCGGCACUAAUUGUCGCAUGCAACAUGCAACAUGUGAUGAUUGCGAUGAUGAUGUGGCAGGCACUUACCUGG
Messenger RNA from Drosophila suzukii, 2063 nucleotides. It is a transcript of the gene Ir85a, whose product is annotated as Ionotropic receptor 85a. Lineage: Eukaryota; Metazoa; Arthropoda; Insecta; Diptera; Drosophilidae. The record is from RefSeq and is a predicted model, not a curated record.